Bipolaris oryzae ATCC 44560 is the source of this 807-nucleotide messenger RNA. RefSeq lists its product as uncharacterized. Gene Ontology annotation, molecular function: tRNA binding; S-adenosylmethionine-dependent methyltransferase activity. Lineage: Eukaryota; Fungi; Ascomycota; Dothideomycetes; Pleosporales; Pleosporaceae. The coding region runs from base 1 to 807 and encodes 268 amino acids. Gene Ontology annotation, biological process: tRNA wobble uridine modification. Gene Ontology annotation, cellular component: nucleus; cytoplasm. The transcript is spliced from 3 exons. The record is from RefSeq and is a predicted model, not a curated record.
AUGGCAUCACAAGACGAACCACCCCAAUCCUACGAAGCAACCCACGUCCACGCCGUCUACGAAGAAAUCGCCGAGCACUUUUCUUCUACGCGGUAUAAGCCCUGGCCGAUUGUAGAUCGAUUUCUACGCGAACAGCGCGACGGGGCGGUUGGGGCGGAUGUAGGGUGCGGUAAUGGCAAGUAUCUUGGUGUGAAUGAUAAAGUGUGGAUUGUGGGGAGUGAUCGGUCUACGAAUUUGGUCAAGAUUGCAAGACGGCAUGAACCGCACGAUGUAGUCGUGGCGGAUAACCUUGCACUCCCGCAUCCAGGGGGCAUUUUCGACUUUGCCAUAUCCAUUGCCGUUGUGCACCACUUGUCUACGCUAGAGCGGAGAGUAGAGGCCGUCAAAAGUGUUUUGGAUCUCCUGCAACCGCCGUCGAAGUCAGGUCACGAGGAUUCUAGCCAUGGAAACGGAACUGCUGACACGAGCACAACUGGAGGAAGGGCACUCAUCUACGUAUGGGCACUUGAGCAGAAAGAUAGCCGACGCGGUUGGGAUGAAGGCCACGAGCAGGAUGUCAUGGUGCCAUGGGUGCUGAAGCAGAAGAAGGAGAAGGAGGCAAAGCGGAAAAAGAACAAGGACAAUGGGAUGCAAGAGAACGGGAGCGAAGAGAAGGGGAGGACAGCCGAAGGAGACAAGACGUUUUUGAGGUACUAUCAUUUGUAUCGCAAAGGCGAGCUUGAAAACGAUAUUGAGCAGGCGGGCGGAGUUGUGCUCGAGUCCGGAUACGAAAAGGACAACUGGUGGGCCAUUGCGCGACGCAGGUGA